Rotaria sp. Silwood1 is the source of this 552-nucleotide messenger RNA. NCBI's taxonomy places the organism in Eukaryota, Metazoa, Rotifera, Eurotatoria, Philodinida, Philodinidae. The record is from the annotation of a GenBank genome assembly.
AGCCCUAUUUUCAAGGUGAAUAAAAGUUAAACUACACCGCAGGUAUUAAGAGUGUGAGCCUAAUACACAUGUUGACCUCAUUAAUCCACACUCAGCUCAAUAGGGUGUGGGGUGUGGGUGGGUGUGGAUGUGGGGUGGGUGCGGGUGGGGGUGUGGGUGGGGGUGUGGGUGUGGGUGUACGUGUGGGCGUGGGGUGUAGGUGUGCGUGUGACUAUCCUUUUAUAAACACCAACACCCACACCCACCCUCGAAUGUGCAACGACAUAUAUAAAUUUAGGUGAAACAUAUCGUCAAAUGAAAGAUUAUACAACGGCAUUGACAUAUUUUCAAAAAGGAUUAGAAAUACGUGAAAAUAAACUACCAAAAAGUGAUCCUGAUUUAGCUGUAGUAUAUCACAAAUUGGCAAAAUUAUAUUUAUCUACUCGACAAUAUAAUAUGGCAAUGAAAAAUGUUCAACAAGCCGUAGAAAUUGCUCAAGAAAAAUUACCUUCAAAUCAUCCUCAUAUUUUGGAAUAUAAAGAAACAUUUGAAAAAAUUCGAAAGGAAAUGUAA